This is a messenger RNA of Brienomyrus brachyistius, 2863 nucleotides long. RefSeq names its product solute carrier family 34 member 2b (gene slc34a2b). The record is from RefSeq and is a predicted model, not a curated record. The transcript is spliced from 13 exons. Bases 48 to 2048 code for a protein of 666 amino acids. Gene Ontology annotation, molecular function: sodium:phosphate symporter activity. Lineage: Eukaryota; Metazoa; Chordata; Actinopteri; Osteoglossiformes; Mormyridae. Gene Ontology annotation, cellular component: vesicle; brush border; apical plasma membrane. Gene Ontology annotation, biological process: sodium-dependent phosphate transport; intracellular phosphate ion homeostasis.
UGCAGAGUUACCUGUCACCCUGAUCCCAAACCUUCACCUUGCCAAUCAUGCCCCCCCGGCCGGAAAUCGGGAACGGCUCGGCUGUCCCCACCGUAAGCACCGACAAGAGCAGCGCACAGGAGAAGGGCUCUGCUAUCCUGCCCGCCACCUCCACUCUGGCUCUUAUGGAGGAGGACCUGCAGGAGGCUGAUCCGUGGGAUCUUCCCGAGCUUCAGGACACUGGGGUGAAGUGGUCAGAGCUGGACUGCAAGGGCAAGGUGCUGCGCGUGCUGACGGCCAUCGCCAAGCUGGUAGUGCUGCUGGGCCUGCUCUACAUCUUCGUCUGCUCGCUGGACGUGCUGAGCUCCGCCUUCCAGCUGGUGGGAGGUAAGGCAGCGGGAGAUAUCUUCAAAGACAACACGGUCCUGGCCAACCCCUUGGCUGGUCUGGUAAUCGGGGUCAUGGUGACUGUGCUGGUCCAGAGCUCCAGCACGUCCUCAUCCAUCGUCGUCAGCAUGGUCUCCUCUGGCUUGCUGUCGGUACAGUCGGCUGUGCCCAUCAUCAUGGGAGUCAACAUCGGGACGUCCAUCACCAACACAAUCGUGGCGGUGAUGCAGGCCGGGAACCGAAAUGAGUUCAGGAGGGCGUUUGGUGGAGCCACCGUCCAUGACUUCUUCAACUGGCUGUCGGUGCUGGUUCUGCUUCCCCUGGAGGUGGCCUCGGGGUUCCUGUUCAAACUCACCAAGCUCAUCAUCGACUCCUUCCACAUCCAGAGCGGUGAAAACUCCCCGGACCUCCUCAACGUCAUCACUGACCCCCUCACCGACUCCAUCAUCCAGCUGGACAAAUCUGUGAUCAGCGACAUUGCCACGGGUAACCCGGCUGCAAGGAACAAGAGCCUCGUCAAAUCCUGGUGCAAAACAGAGAUCAAUACAACCCUUAGCAACAUGACAGUUCCUGGCCCUGAAAACUGCACUUCCGUGGUGUUCUGCUGGUGGGACGACAACGAGACAUGGACCCUGAUGAACGUGUCUGAGACGAUCUACCUGGAAAGAUGCAAGCAUAUUUUUGCCAACACCACCUUGCCGGACCUGGCUGUGGGCCUCAUCCUCCUCGCCCUGUCGCUCCUCUUUCUCUGCACGUGCCUCAUCCUCAUCGUCAAGUUGCUCAACUCUAUGCUGAAGGGCCAGGUGGCCAUGGUCAUCAAGAAGAUCCUCAACACAGACUUCCCGUUCCCAUUCGCCUGGGUGACAGGCUACCUCGCCAUCAUGGUUGGUGCAGGAAUGACUUUUGUGGUGCAAAGCAGCUCGGUUUUUACCUCCGCCAUCACCCCCCUGGUUGGAAUUGGUGUCAUUAGCAUCGAGAGAGCGUAUCCAUUGACCCUCGGCUCCAACAUCGGCACGACAACCACAGCCAUAUUAGCUGCUAUGGCCAGUCCCGCCGAGACGCUUGGAAACUCCUUGCAGGUUGCAUUCUGCCACUUCUUCUUUAACAUCGCUGGCAUCUUACUAUGGUAUCCCAUUCCGUUCAUGCGCAUCCCCAUCCGCCUGGCCAAAGCCCUCGGCAACCGUACUGCCAAGUACCGCUGGUUUGCCGCCUUCUACCUCAUCCUGUGCUUCCUGGUCCUGCCACUGGGCAUCUUCGGCCUGUCCGUGGCCGGCUGGCAGGCACUGGUGGGCGUGGGGGUGCCCAUAGUGGUGGUCGCCAUCUUCGUCAUCGUCGUGAACCUGCUCCAGGACCACAAGCCCCGGGUUCUGCCGCCCGUGCUGCGCAGCUGGGAAUUCCUGCCAUAUUGGAUGCACUCCAUGGCUCCCUGGGACCGCAUCGUAACCGCGGCAACAUCCUUCUGCGCUGCCCGCUGCUGCUGUUGCUGCCAAUGUUGCAGCAGUACUGCAGGCGACCAGCAGGGGGCGAAGAGCGGUGAUGGUAUCCUGAAUGAAAGGGAAAAAAUUGAAGUGUUCCACAGCAUGAUGGAGAUCCACAAUAACCCAGCGCUGUCCUGGGAGGGUGAGCCAGAAUCUGACCAGAGGAAUUGCCCCAGAACUGAUCAGCAAAGCACACAUUUAUAAUGAUUUGUGUGUUCAGCCUUGAAGUUGGGCUCUAAUAUUGUACCUCUUUGGAGCCAGCAUUGCUGGAUGUGCCAAAUGUGCUCUGCAUCGAUUCUUCCUCUGUCAAUCGUAUUAUUAAUUGCUGUGGUGGCACAGAAGUGGCUGUGAGGCGAGAGACAUAUGCAGGAAAACAGAAAUAGAAACCACAGCGGCUGCCUGACAGAACAGGACGGUACCUGACUUGUCAUAAUAAGCUUAUACAGCAAUUCGAUGUUUUAUAUGUGCAUGAAAUAUAUGAAACAUUUAAAAUAUUUAAUGAGAAAGUCAUGAUUUUCUUUCUACUUCUGAUAUAUUUUUUUAUUAUAUAUAUGCAGCCUAUUUAACUUUCUUACAAUUUCUUACCUUUCUCCUUUUACUGGGAAAAUCUAUUUAAAUAUGUAUAUUUAUGAAUUUUGUAACUGAGAAAAUUGUAAUAUGACUGUAAGGAGUGGCUGUUGAAUAAGACUCAACAUGUUUCCCCCUGUUUUAAUGAUGUACAUAAUGAUGGUAAACAAUUCAAGAAGAGUAUGUCUAUUACAGGAAGCGGGUCGCAUAGCUGCAAAUAGCACAUCACCAGCAGGAACAUGUGAAACCAUGAAAGUGGCAUCUCUCAAAGGCAAAGUCACGGCAAAGAUUAAAUCGGCAUGGGGAGCCUUGAAAAAAGUCAUUAAAAACCACAAACGUAACCACAAUAUUAAUGUUAAUACCCCUCUAAACAAAGAGGUGUACAGCUGAAGCGGCCAAGUAAUUUUUAUUGCACGUUUUUACUGUGUAAAUAAAGAACUAAUUUAAAUUUA